UUAUAUUUUAUUAUAUAUUAUUGUAUAUUUUAACAUAUUUGUGAGCUCUGUGGUGUAUGCUACUGAUAAACCUUCAUUUCUUUCUUACUUUUUUUUUCUAUCUCUGCAUAAAGAUUUCACACUUUGGUGCACAGUAUUUAUGUUUAAACUCACUUUUCUUGUUUUGUUCCUAUGUUUAAUAUUUUGUUCUCCAGUCGAUCUGUAUUUUUUUUAUGUAUGUUUCAGGCUUUCGAUGGCCUGUUGGCACAGUGUGGUACCGUAGAAAACUGUGAACAAGUCAACACAGAGAGUGAGACUGCAGUGGUUAAUGUUACAUAUGCAUCCCGGGAACACGCGAGGCAAGCUAUCCAGAAACUGAACGGCUAUCAGUUGGAGAACAACACCCUGCGCGUCUCCUACAUCCCUGAUGAGACCUCUGACAUGGAGGGGGGCCAGCGGGGGACCGAUAACGGUCGGCGCCCCAGCUACGGACCCCGUGGGGGAGUCCGUGGCGGGUCCCCGAGCUCUGGAAUGCCUCCCAAACCUCCGCACGCCGACAUCCCUCUCAGACUGCUGGUCCCCACCCAGUACGUCGGAGCCAUCAUCGGCAAGGAGGGCGCCACCAUCCGCAACAUCACUAAGCAGACACAGAGCAAGAUUGAUGUUCACCGUAAGGAGAAUGCUGGUGCUGCUGAGAAGCCCAUCAGCAUCCACUCCACUCCCGAGGGCUGCUCCGCCGCUUGCCGCAUGAUCCUGGAGAUCAUGCACCAGGAGGCUAAAGACACAAAGACCGCUGACGAGGUUCCUCUGAAGGUUCUGGCUCACAACAACUUUGUCGGCCGCCUCAUUGGGAAGGAGGGACGGAACCUGAAGAAAGUGGAGCAGGACACAGACACCAAGAUAACCAUCUCCCCUCUCCAGGACCUGACCCUGUACAACCCAGAGAGAACCAUCACUGUCAAAGGCUCCAUUGAUGCCUGCUGUCAGGCUGAAGUGGAGAUCAUGAAGAAAGUCAGAGAGGCCUAUGAGAAUGACAUCGCUGCUAUGAAUCAACAAACCCACCUAAUCCCUGGACUCAACCUGGGUGCACUGGGCCUCUUCCCACCUUCCUCUAACAUGCCCCCUCCACCUCCUGGGAAUGCAGCUGGCAGCGCCCCCUAUGGCUCAUUUGGGGCCCCAGAGCAGGAGACAGUCCAUGUCUACAUCCCAGCCCAGGCUGUCGGGGCCAUUAUCGGCAAGAAAGGACAACACAUCAAACAGCUGAGCCGCUUCGCCGGAGCCUCCAUCAAGAUUGCACCAGCUGAAACUCCAGACUCUAAAAUGAGGAUGGUGAUUGUGACAGGACCCCCUGAGGCUCAGUUUAAGGCUCAGGGCAGAAUCUAUGGCAAACUGAAAGAGGAGAAUUUCUUUGGGCCAAAAGAGGAAGUCAAGCUGGAGACUCACAUCAAGAUGGCCGCCGCCGCUGCAGGAAGAGUCAUUGGUAAAGGAGGCAAGACGGUGAAUGAGCUGCAGAACCUGACAGCAGCUGAGGUGGUGGUCCCCAGAGAACAGACCCCCGAUGAAAACGACCAGGUCAUCGUCAAGAUCAAUGGACAUUUCUAUGCCAGCCAGCUGGCUCAGAGGAAGAUCCGRGACAUCCUGACCCAGGUCAAAAUGUCCCAGAAAGGCGGGAUGGGCGUGAGCGCCAGCCCCCACCCUCAGGGCUUCACCGAGAUGGGCAGCCCGACACAAGGACUGACUCAGGAACACCAGCCACGCAGGAAGUGAGGGUCCCUCACACGACGUGGGCCCCCCCAGCCCCUGCCUGYCGCACACGUGCACAGACAGACUGACGGACAAACACAGGAGAGUGACACACAGACCCGGAGAAGAGAGCAGACAGAAGAAUAAAAAAAAUCAAAGAUGAAAGRAAUAUUAAACAAAUGAUUAUAAAGGUUAAAGAAACUUGAAAACUGAGACCCAGUGCCAGGCCAGAGGAAAGACUGAGUGCAGAUGGAGGGAUGAAACACAACAGGGAUGGAGAGGAGGGGGGGCGGAGUCUUCCUGGUGCAGCCAGCUCCUCCUCCUGCUGCAGGGGGCUUUAAAACAACACGGCUCRUUCUUUUCUGACCGAGUUUUGUUAAAAACCACCUGCAGAUGAACGAGGAGGACCACCAGGAGUGAUGAACCCUCUCCCUCUCUGGACACACCUCUCCGACCAUCUGCACUCAGUCCUUUAUUUUAAAGGUGGUUUUUUUUUAAACAUAGAGAUAUAUGUAUAGAAAUGUUUUAUUCAGAGCUAUUAUUGAUAGAAUGCAGUGAGGCCAAGCCAGGAGAGGAAGUGAGGAAACUGCUGCAAAAGCUCAGGAGUUGUUGUUGGUGGUKGGGGGGGUACCUCCAGGCUACACGGUGAGCGACAAAGAGGGGCCGCAGAUGUUAACACUGCUCUUUACACACCUCUCUGAACAGCAGAGAGAGUCGAAGAAAAUAUGAGGUUGUAAAUAUCUAAUCUUCAUGUUAACGAUGACGCUGCGUCGGACCACCGUGCCUUUUAUUUUCUAUUUUUUUUAGAUUAUUGGGGUUGUUCUGUGUGGGCGGGGCCUCUGCRCGAGGCACCCAUUCCCACACGUUGCUGUGUGGUGGACGGCGCAGCCAGAGACAGGAAGGGAGGCGGCAGUCGCAGCCGAGGCCUGCAGUUCUAAUGCAGGGCUCAGCUGGCCCGGGUCAGAGACCAACUACUGCCAGCAGCUAUGCCCGCUGGCCUGCAGCCCGCCCUUUAUAUGGCAUAUUUUAUAUAUAUUAUAUAUAUAUGAUAUGUGAGUUAGCCCGGCCCCUCGGGUGCACCGUGUUGAAGCCAGGGAGGGGAGUGUGUGGUUCUGCUGCAUCAGUAAGCCCUGCAGUGACAGACAGACUGAGUGUCUGAGCUUCUCUGAUCACUGCACUCUCCCUGCACAGGAUGUUCAUGUUUAGGAAGACGUUCUCCUCCGUGUUUGGAAACAUCCCUGCACUGAAAGAUAAAAACUGCCUCUGAGGAGACAAUCGGCCUCAGUCUUCCAAAACUCCUCACCGUGAGCUCAGCAGUCGUUUUUUUUAAAGAUCCGACUGGAUCAGAAGCAGUUUCUGGGWUUUCCUCUCCUGCUCUGCCAAAGGCCUGUGGGCGAAGCCUCCACACCCUGCCUGCGUAUGAUAAUGAGGGUUUGGGUCGACGCUUUAGCCCAGAUUAGAACAGAUUAAAGAA
Molecule: messenger RNA, 3196 nt
Organism: Austrofundulus limnaeus
Lineage: Eukaryota; Metazoa; Chordata; Actinopteri; Cyprinodontiformes; Rivulidae
Product: insulin-like growth factor 2 mRNA-binding protein 1
Molecular function (GO): RNA binding
Source: RefSeq, a predicted model, not a curated record